GCUGCUGGACUGAUGGAGACUGAGCUGGUGAGAUAGUCACACAGUGGAGGUGAUGGUGGUGAUGAUGAUGAUGAGCUCCGGGAUGAAGAUGAAGAUGGAUGAGGCGCAGGCUUUGGCGCGGAGCUGCGCGAGCAGACCGGAUUUCGUCCCGUGCGACGGCUCCGUGUGCGCCACUCACUCUCACGGGAAGUGCUUCAGACUGCACUGGUGCUGCUGCCUGGGCUGGUGUCACUGUAAAUACGUCUACCAGCCCAUGACCAGUGUGGGUCAGUUACCCAGCACCGCUAUCCCAGCUGCCCCGACCUUUUACACGGACACCAUUGACCUGACCAUCUCUCUGACCGAACGCUUCCUGCGGAUCGCCCCCUGCUUCCGGCCACCACUUUACCCAGAAUCCCCCAGAUACUGCAACAUCGCUGAGCUCUUCAUCGACGACUACAUUGUCAAACGCAUCAACGGCAAGAUGUGCUACGUCCAGAGGCCACCGCCUCUGACGGACGCCCCGCCCAAUCCUCCUCCACUGGCCCCGCCCCCUCAGACUCACCCGGCCAAUCCUCAUCAACGGGAUGCUCAGACCGGACAGCAUUCUGUGGAUUCAGUCAAACAGGACGCUGGCGCCAGACACCAUCAGACUGAACACGUUGAUAAGGAUACAGUUGAAGGACCUAAAAUGGACCACUGCUCGUCUCCAUCGAGCUCCGAGGAUUCUGGGAUUAACACAGUGGGCGGAACCUACCUGGAGUCAUGUGAGGAAGAGUCUGAGGAAGAGGAAGAUGAGCUGAGCGAGGAGAGAGUGUCCAGUCCCAGUAGUCUGUGGGAGCAGGACGGAUGUGCUCUGCUUUCACCCUCCAGAUCCACCGUGGAGAUCAUUGAAAACAUCGAGACGACAGUGUAACACAAACAGGGCUUUACUGGACUGAGUCAACAUCAAUGAUCACUCUGACAGACUGUAAUACACUACAGGAAGUGUAGGGGGCGAUAUGGCUUCUACUGUUUCAUUUAAAAAGCUCUAUAAUGUUCA
Colossoma macropomum (tambaqui) is the source of this 1021-nucleotide messenger RNA. Its product is annotated as UPF0524 protein C3orf70 homolog B. Lineage: Eukaryota; Metazoa; Chordata; Actinopteri; Characiformes; Serrasalmidae. Bases 53 to 895 code for a protein of 280 amino acids. The record is from RefSeq and is a predicted model, not a curated record. The transcript is spliced from 2 exons.